This is a messenger RNA of Fonsecaea erecta, 1791 nucleotides long. RefSeq lists its product as hypothetical. The transcript is spliced from 3 exons. Bases 1 to 1791 code for a protein of 596 amino acids. The record is from RefSeq and is a predicted model, not a curated record. Gene Ontology annotation, molecular function: NADP binding; flavin adenine dinucleotide binding; N,N-dimethylaniline monooxygenase activity. NCBI's taxonomy places the organism in Eukaryota, Fungi, Ascomycota, Eurotiomycetes, Chaetothyriales, Herpotrichiellaceae.
AUGGGCUCCAUCGGCGAAACAACCACCACCCUUCCGCCGGUGCCAGCGGUGGGCAAGCAAGAUGAAAGCCACGAGGGCUCAAUCCCCCGGACCGCGGAUGUUGCCAAUGGACACUCCCAUGCCCUCGAAUCAAUCACGAUACCAAUGCACAAUGUCCCAGCUUUUACGCCUAGUAAGAGACUUCGCGUCGUGACGAUAGGUGCUGGCUACUCGGGCAUGAUCUUCGCCCACAAGCUACAAUAUACUUACGCCAAAGAGUUUGCUACGCUCGUCGACCACACCAUCUUCGAGAGUAAAUCCAACGCCGGCGGCACCUGGAUCGCAAACAGCUAUCCCGGCGUGCAAUGCGACGUGCCGAGCCAUAUCUAUGUCUUUCCCUUCGCCCCGAAUCCGGAGUGGUCGCAUUUCUACUCGACCGGGCCCGAGAUCAAGGAGUAUUUCCAGAAGACGGUCGCGGAGUGGAAGCUGGAUCGAGACGUCCAAUUCAACACCACCGUCGAGCAUGCCGAAUGGAACGAGGACAAAGCCCAAUGGAAGCUCGAGGUGAGGCACAAGGACACGGGUCACCGGACAGAAUGGGCCGACGUUCUGAUCUCCGCCAGAGGUAUUCUCAGCCAUUGGAAGUGGCCGAACAUUGCAGGGCUGCAUUCGUUCAAAGGUCUCAAGGUGCACAGCGCUGGCUGGAAUCAUGAAUAUGACUACCGCAACAAAAGAAUCGGCCUGAUCGGCAACGGAAGCAGUGCCAUCCAGAUUCUGCCGGAAAUGGCCAAGCUGGAGGGCACCAAAGUGACCUGCUUCCAACGGGCGCCAACCUGGGUUGUGUCCCGACACACCCCAGCGAAGCUGGUCGGUAGUGACGACCCCAGCUACAAUCCAGAAUACCGCGAGGUGGACAAGGAGCGGUUCCGUAAUCCGGAGGAGUUGAAGAAAUACCGCAAGCUGAUCAUUGGGAAUGUCAACCGUGGGUUCCGGAUCUUUGGCAAGGGCUCAAAGCAGCAGGAGGAGAUCAAGGCCUUCGCCACCAAGCAGAUGGCGGACAAGCUCAACAACGACCCCCGACUGUGCAAGAUGCUUAUCCCGGACUUUGAGGUCGGGUGUCGCAGGAUCACCCCGGGCGCCGGCUACCUCGAGUCCUUCACACGUGACAAUGUGUACCUGACCCAGAGCCACAUUGACUACGUCGACGAAGGGGGCAUCAAGACCAAAGACGGCCAAUACUACGAGCUGGACGUGAUAAUCUGCGCGACGGGCUUUGACGUCUCCAACCGGCCGCCGUUUCCCGUCAUUGGGCGCAACGGAACCGACCUGGGAGAGAAGUGGAAAGACGAGCCUGAAUCAUACCUGUCCAUGGCCUGUCCCGAGAUGCCCAACUACUUCAUGUUCAUGGGCCCCAACGCCACCAUCGGCCACGGCUCGCUCAUCUAUAGCCUGGACUGGACGGCCGAGUGGAUGAUCCAGUGGCUGCGGAAGAUGGCGCGCGAGGACAUUGCGUCGAUCGCGCCCAAGCAGCAGGUCGUGGACGAGCUGGUGCGGUACGGCGACGAGAUCAUGAAGACGCUCACCUGGACGGGAAACUGCCGAUCAUGGUACAAGAACAACCGGGUCGACGGCCGCGUGACGGCGACGUUCGCCGGCAGCGCCAUGCUCUUCCACGACAUGGUCGCCCAGAUCCGGCCCGAGGACUUCGACAUCCGCUACCGCGCCCCCAACCGCUUCCGCUUCAUGGGCAACGGCUUCACCUCCUACGAGCUUGAGGACGGCGCCGAUCUGUCGUGGUAUGUCGAGCAGUGA